AUGGAAUAUCCUCUUAUUAUAGGGGGAUGUGGUUUUCUCGGGUUAUCUCUUACUUCACAGCUUGUUAAGCAAAAAACAUGCAAAAAAAUAGCAGUUUUUGACUUAAAUGUGAAAAAUAAAGCGUUUACAUCAGUAAAUUACUUCCAAGGAGACAUCUGUGAUCCAAAGUACUUGAGAGAAGUGAUACAUUUGCAUCGUCCGGACGUAAUUUUUCAUAUGGCAAGCCCAAUUCAUGGUCUUGAAAAAAAAACAUAUGAAAGGGUCAAUAUUGAAGGAACAAAGAAUCUGAUUCAUGCAGCAGUUUUAGAAAACGUUAAAGCAAUUAUAUACACAAGUAGUGCUGGUGUUGUUUUUAAUGGAAAUGAUUUAAUUAACGUGGAUGAAACCAUAGCAAUUCCAAAAGGAACAAUGGAAGCGUAUAAUGAGACCAAAGCAGAAGCAGAACGUCUGAUUCUUGAAGCCAACGGAAAAAAUGGGAUGAUGACAGUUGCAAUACGACCAUCAGGAAUUUUUGGUCCUGAGGAUUCUCAACUUAUACCUGGUAUAAUUACUGUUAUGGAGAAUCGUCAAACGCGAUUUCGGAUCGGAAAUAAUCUUAAUUUAUUUGAUUUUACGUAUGUCGAUAAUGUAGUACAUGCACAUAUUCUUGCUUCUCAGAAGCUAUUUUCUCCUAAUGCUGUAGAUGUUUCAGGAGAAGCAUUUUUUAUUACUAACGGAGAACCAAUAUAUUUUUGGGAUUUCCCAUCGACUGUGUGGGCUUAUUUAGGCCAUAUCCCAUCAAAUAUUAUAUAUUUUCCAAGGUGUAUUGGAAUUAUCAUAGCAUUUUUUUUUGAAAUUUUAUCUUUUAUUACUAGAAAGAAACCAGGAUUAACAAGAUCACGAGUGAAGUUUACUUGUGCCAAUCGUUAUUACAAUAUAAAUAAAGCCAGAAGACGUUUAGGUUAUUCUCCUGUUGUGGAACUGGAAGAUGGAAUAAAACGCACACUAGAAGUAAAGUAA
Pneumocystis jirovecii RU7 is the source of this 999-nucleotide messenger RNA. Its product is annotated as sterol-4-alpha-carboxylate 3-dehydrogenase (decarboxylating). Gene Ontology annotation, biological process: steroid biosynthetic process. NCBI's taxonomy places the organism in Eukaryota, Fungi, Ascomycota, Pneumocystomycetes, Pneumocystales, Pneumocystaceae. The record is from RefSeq and is a predicted model, not a curated record. The coding region runs from base 1 to 999 and encodes 332 amino acids. The transcript is spliced from 4 exons. Gene Ontology annotation, molecular function: 3-beta-hydroxy-Delta5-steroid dehydrogenase (NAD+) activity.